Talaromyces proteolyticus is the source of this 1560-nucleotide messenger RNA. RefSeq lists its product as uncharacterized. The record is from RefSeq and is a predicted model, not a curated record. Gene Ontology annotation, biological process: regulation of DNA-templated transcription. NCBI's taxonomy places the organism in Eukaryota, Fungi, Ascomycota, Eurotiomycetes, Eurotiales, Trichocomaceae. The transcript has 2 exons. Bases 362 to 1156 code for a protein of 264 amino acids. Gene Ontology annotation, molecular function: DNA-binding transcription factor activity.
CCAGGCUGAGCUCUGGAGGCCACACGAUUGCCUUUUGCAGCCGUCAAUUGCGAGGACGCCAACCCAACCGGUUCAGCACUGCAGCGCCCGCUAGUUAGCGCUCAGCGGCCUGCGAUGCCGUUCUAUUAUUUCUCUUUUCCUUCCUUUCUCUUCUUGACCUCGUUUCCUCCUUAAAGCACUGUCUCGCCAGAUCCGACCGGCACCAGCAUGUCCACCACCAUUUCCGGCCACUGAUCUGAUCGAGCGGGGUAAUCAUCCUUCUUCUUCCUUCUCUCGUCCUAUAUCAAGCAUACAGGAAAGAAAGAAGCAGAAAGAAACAAACGAAAGAGAAACAAAAAAAAAGAGAGAGUAGAGAAACACCAUGGAUAUGAUGAAAUCUCCCGCCCGCCGCACCUCCAACACUUCCAGCCGCGAUGCCGCCGGCAAGAAACGAGAAUCGCGCGCUGGAACUCGCAAAGUGACCUCGCUGACCGCCGAGCAACUGGAGCGCAAGCGCGCCAACGACCGUGAGGCCCAGCGCACCAUCCGAGCCCGUACCAAGGAGCAUAUCGAGAACCUCGAGCACCAGGUCGCCGAGCUCAGCGCCAAGGGUGAGCAGGUCGACCGCGUGCUGCAGCGCAAUGCUGCCCUGGAAGCUGAGAUUGCGCAUCUGCGACAGCAGCUGGCCAUGAUGACAGGCGAUGAUGAACGAAGAUCCUCAACCAGCUCCAACCCGCCCAGUGUCAUUUCGUCACCGUUCAACAGCCCGCCGGGGGCCGACUCGCUUUCCUCCGCCUCCUCCAUCCCAUCUGUUUCCAACCGCAUGUCUCUGCCUCACAGCGGCUGGCAUUCGUACGGCCAACCGCCGGCUGCCGCCUCCAUGAGCGCCUCCGACCAGACUGGCCAUGUCACAGCGUACGCGAUGGGCUACACCUUACCCCAUUCCUCGGCCUACUCCAACUCAGAUUCAUACCCCAGCCAAAUAUACCAGUCGCGAACCGUGGGCCCACCGCAGGGACAGCCGCACAUGGCUAUGGGCUACGAACCCGGCAAUGUGGCGCCUCCACCUGCACAGUAUCCGAUGCCGUCGCAACACCACCAUCACCACCCGUCCCAUCCCUACGCGCAUCCUCCCGCAAGCUCGCAGAUCCAUUUCCAGUGGGACUCGCGGGGCUGAUUCCAUGCUGCCAGUCAACCUCUAUUCAUCCCACCAGCGAGUAAGUGAGUUGAGUGUGUGGGCCAUCGCCGUCGAUCAUGCUGCUAGCCUGACUCGCGAUGCCCCCUGAAGAAGCCUCAUCCAACGAGUCAUCCGAUCUCGUCUCCACUGAACCGCAAUCAUCAUCAUUGCGUUAUCGCAUAACGCCGGGCUGUGCCCAACACCUUUUAAUAAUGUGUCGAGACUGUUACAACGGUCUGUGGAGCUAAAAAUGGUAUUUGGAAUGGAAUACACAUGUAUAUAUGAUGAAUUUGAUGAAUGUUAUUUACUCUAUAGAUAUGAAACCCCGAACAUAAUAUAGAUUCGUUCAUGUCAUGGACAAAGCAGAAUAAAAAUAAUGAAAUAAAGGCAUAACCUAUUUAGUG